UCCUCUCUUGGAGUGAAUCAAACGUUGUUUCUAUCAAAACUCCUUCUCUUCCAAGUUUUUCCCUCCCUCGCUUUCACACACAGCCCACGCACUACAAAGCGUAAUUCGCUGUGAUUUCUUAUCGAAUUAAGGAAAAUCGGGUGCAUGUCAUUUUCCCAGCAAAGAUUGAAAAAGAAAACCAAUAUUUUUUUUUAUAUCGAAUUUUCAAUUUUGGGUAGUGGGUUUUUUUUCCCAAAAUUUUAUAGGUGAGAAUAGAUUAUGAUUUUCUCUUUUUCAAGAAGAAUAUCUGGGCUUUUUUGGAUAGAGAAAAAGAUUGAAUUUUUGGGGGUUUAGCCGAAAUCCGACGGAGCCCGGCUUUUCCGGUGAUCAGAAAUCUUGUUGAAAGAUCGAAUUUUGGGAGAAAAUUCAAAUAAAAAAAGGGAAAAUUUGAUAGAGUUGCGGUUUAUGCUAAUGGUUUGUCCAAACGUCAAAGUGUAGUAAUCUUUUUUUAAGACCAAUUCUCUCUCUUCUCUCCUCACAUAGAAAGUGAAGGAAAAUCCCGUCAAUUUCUCUCUUCCUCUCCUCGUAAAAUCCUUUUGGUUUUUCCCUUCCUCUGUUUUUCAUCCUCUCUUCUCCUCUGUGCCAACGAGUUAGGAGAGAGAAUCACACCCAAAUUCUCUCUCUUAAUCCACCAUAUCUCGCCGUGUUGAAGGGAAAUCAUGUUGAUUGACAACAAGGUUUCAAUGCAGACCACAAACCUUGAAAGCUUCUUAAAUCGCACAACGCCCCUUGCCCCUUCCCAGUUUCUCUCAAAGAGUGAGGCAAGGAAGCUUAACAAGCUAUGGCAUCCAUGUGAAAGGGAGAAAGUUGACUACUUUGUUCUUGCUGAUCUUUGGAGUAGUUUUGAUGAAUGGAGUGCUUACGGAGCCGGAGUUCCAAUUGCCUCCGAUGACGGCCAGAAUCUGAUUCAAUACUUCGUGCCUUACCUCUCUGCAAUCCAGAUUUUCACCAGUAGUUCAUCUGCAAACUGCUUGAGGGAAGAGACUGAUUCCGUGAGCGAGACAAGGGACUCGUUUAGUGAUUCGUUCAGUGACGAGAGCGAGAGUGAGAAGUUGUCGAGGUGGGAUGGGUGCUCGUCCGAGGAGGGGAUAUGUGAGCAGGAUUUGUGGCAUCCGAAUGAUAGAUUGGGUAAUCUUUACCUUGAGUACUUUGAGAGAUCGUCUCCCUAUGGAAGGGUCCCUCUCACGGACAAGAUUAGUAGCUUAGCUCAAAGCCAUCGGGGAUUAAUGUCGUUAAGAAGUGUGGAUCUUUCACCGGCUAGUUGGAUGGCCAUCGCCUGGUACCCUAUCUAUCACAUUCCAACCGGUAGAACCAAUAGAGACUUGCAAACGUGUUUCCUCACGUACCACACCCUUUCCUCCUCGUUUCAAGACAUGGACUUGGGCGACGACAUAGACGAUUUGAAGAGGAAAAGAGAGGAAGGGAAAAGUAUCUCUCUCCCUCCAUUUGGUUUGGCAAGUUACAAGAUGCAAGGGGACGUGUGGCUUUCAGACGAGAACGGCCUUGACCGGGAGAGGAUGACGUCGCUCUUGAGCGUGGCCGAUUCUUGGCUAAAGCAAUUGAGGGUUCAACAUCACGACUUCAACUACUUCAUGGGAAUGCGGCAUGGCUAAUACACACCCUAACGUUGCCUUCUACAAAGCCCCCCACGAGAUAGGCCAUCGUGCUCCCGAAGCUGCAUUGUCGUUUCGAGCCAUUUUAGGACUAGUCUUUUUAAUGGUAUUUUAGGACAAGUGAGACUAACUUUGAAGGCUUUUUCUUUUCUUUUUUUUCGUUUUAUUUGUUUUAGUUUUGCAAGAGAAGGCUUGUGAUGAAGCAAAUGUAGGUGGGAGAAAGGUGAAACUAAUUUGUGAUUAUAUUUUCUGACUCGAUGUACACAAAGGGGUUGUGCUGAUGAACGAUUUUUUUUUUUCUUU
Messenger RNA from Salvia hispanica, 1955 nucleotides. RefSeq lists its product as uncharacterized. The record is from RefSeq and is a predicted model, not a curated record. Lineage: Eukaryota; Viridiplantae; Streptophyta; Magnoliopsida; Lamiales; Lamiaceae.